AUGGACUGGUACACUAGAGAAGUACUGAGCAUAUAUUUGAUCGUAAAUCUACUACUUUUCUCUUCCGCUUUCAGUGCCAAGUAUAGGUCGGAGAAGUCUUCUUACGCUCAUAAGGGUAAGGCACCUAUAAGUUCUCCAAAAGAUGCGGAGCGGAUUCAUCUUCUUUCUUCAAGCGACGACUCUAUGGACUCUCACAACAGUUAUCCAAGUCUUGUGAAGUCUACAAGUAGCAGGUCUUCAGUUUUUGGUAAUGGAGAAGCGGGUAAAUUGUUUAAAACUCCAAAGUACGGUCAACCUGGAUACUUUAAUAGGGACAAUAUCACUCGUCGUAAAGCGCGGGUGAUUUAUAAUUCAGGUCUCGGAUAUACUGAAGAAGAGUCACUCAGACUGGCCCAUAAGCAACUUACAGAAAGAAGAAGGGUUGAUAGCGAAAAAUAUAGGAAUAAAUCGAAAGAUCAAGGAAUUAAGAAAAAAAAAGCCACCCGCAAAAAGGGAUACAACGGUAAGGAAGCGGUCAUUAGCAGAAAAAUUGUUCAACUUUUAGGGGAAGACAAUCACAUUGUCAGACAUAAAGAUGCCAGAGAGGCGGCGGAAGAGUGGUACAAAGCGAGCGCAAGGGAACGAAGUGCGUCGCAUCGAGCGAGAAAGAAGGAGGCCAAAGCAUUGCAAACGAAAAGUAAUUCUUCAGAUUACUCGUUCUAAAAGCGUCGUCCAAUCAUCUUAAGGUACCGUCAUUGGAUGAACGAUCUUACUUUUGCGAAGAUUGUGUACUACAAACAUUGUCUUGUUCAUGAGUUGACUAAUACAUAAACUACCGCGGGGCAUUUGAGCA
Meira miltonrushii is the source of this 832-nucleotide messenger RNA. RefSeq lists its product as uncharacterized. The record is from RefSeq and is a predicted model, not a curated record. The transcript has a single exon. The coding region runs from base 1 to 702 and encodes 233 amino acids. NCBI's taxonomy places the organism in Eukaryota, Fungi, Basidiomycota, Exobasidiomycetes, Exobasidiales, Brachybasidiaceae.